Molecule: messenger RNA, 3699 nt
Organism: Schizosaccharomyces japonicus yFS275
Lineage: Eukaryota; Fungi; Ascomycota; Schizosaccharomycetes; Schizosaccharomycetales; Schizosaccharomycetaceae
Product: vigilin
Exons: 2
Coding region: 1-3699 (1232 amino acids)
Cellular component (GO): cytoplasm; cytoplasmic stress granule; endoplasmic reticulum
Molecular function (GO): nucleic acid binding; RNA binding; mRNA binding
Source: RefSeq, a predicted model, not a curated record
AUGGACGCCCUUCAGGAAGUUAGCUCUAAUCCCGUAGUCGAGACGGAGGAAAAAGUUUCAGAACUGUUUCCGGAAACGGAGUCGACAGCAAAUGAAACAUCAUCAUCGCAGUCAUUGAUGGACUCGUCAGUGUCGCCAUCGGUCCUUGUUCAAAGAGCACAUGAACAAGUACACCAGUCUGCAAAGAAAGAAGUCGACAAGGCAUCAAAGAAGAAGGUCUCUAAACCUGUUGUAGAUGUUCACUCGGAAACAGCAUUCCCUAGUCUCACUCCUUCUAAUGCUGAUGCUCCUAAGACACGCCGUCCUCUUGCUUGGGUGAAAGGCAACACAGCGUCCAGCGCAAGCUCGAGGACAAAGUCUCCGGCCUCUAGUGCUGCUUCCCCUACUGCUUCGGCGAAUAAAUCAAAGUCUGUUUGCGUGGAGACUGUUACGAUGACCCCCGAGCAACAAGCUCCUAUCAGAGAGUUUGGAAAGCAGGGCUCGGUAGGCGAAAUCAUUAAGGGUAUUAUUACAAAGACCAAUACUUCUAUUAAUGUUUCAACUGCUUCACGCACUAAGACAACGACCUAUCUCAUUCGUGGUAAGGCUGCCGAUGUUGAGCUGGCUAAGCGUCUCGUGUACAAAAACUUUGGCCGCCAAGUAGUGCUCAAAGUCGUUGUUCCUAGUUUCGUUAAUGGCUCCAUCAUUGGUGCCCAUGGUCAGACUCUUAAGGGAAUCAUGGAGCGUUCCAUGACUAACAUCCAAUUCCCUAAGCGCGAGGACGAGUCCUCCAGCUCAAAAAUGGAAGAUGAAGUUGACGAAAAUGAUGUGACUGAAAUUACAAUUUCUGGUGAGAUGAAUGGUGCCGAGAUGGCCCGUAAGGAAAUCGAAGAAAUUGUCAACAAGCGGACAAGCCAUACCACUGUGCAAGUCACUUCUAUUCCCUCUGACUUCUAUGAUUUGAUUCGUGGCCCUAACAAUUCGUCCAUCGAAAAGAUGGAGGAGGGCAAAGACCUGAAGAUUAACGUCCCCUUUGCCACGCCAGUCUCGGAGGGCCUCGUGGCUCCUAUCAUCGUUUCGGGUGAUAAGCAAGCUGUACGAGAAUGUGUCUUAACUCUUGAGGGGCUUCAUGAAGAGUUAAGUCGUACUACAAUUCCCACAAUGAUUUCUAUUCCUCGCCGUCAGCACCGUUUCAUUGCCGGCGAAAAGGCCUCGGGAAUUCAUGAAAUUGCAGAGAAGACAGGCUGUUCCGUUGUUUUGCCGACAGCUAAGGAUCCCACCUCUGAGCUUGUCAUUGUUCGCGGACCCGCCAUGGCCAUUAGUGAAGGUAUUCGGCUAACCAUGGAACGUGCUAACUCUACACUUAUUGAUGCCCUUAACAUUACACCUGCAUACGCUUCUGCCGAAGAUCCCUUUGCCCACGCCUGUAUCUUGGCUCGCUUGUUCACUCGUAUGAAGCUUCUCGCUCCUAUUGAAUCCUCUAACAGUGUUAACAUCUUUGUGCCAAAGCGUGAGGAACUCAAGACUUCUAAGAAGGCUGUUGUUCUUGAAAUCUCCGGCAAAGAAAAGGACGGUCUUCACAAAGCUCGUGAAGAGCUCGUCCAACUUGUCAACAAUUACCCCCCUUGGAAAUUCCACCAUGUCGAGAUUGAUCCUUUGCUUCAACGUUAUGUAAUUGGUGCCAAGGGACGUAACCUUCAACGCAUCAAGAAGGAUCACAAUGUUACCAUCCUCUUGGAGGAGAACGACCCCGAUGUUGUUCUUUGCUUCGAGGGCGAAGUUUCCGCUGAGGAGAAGCCGGAAGAUGUUCAAAACAAGCUGUCAGAACUUGCGGCCAAUAUCCAAAAGUUUGCUAUCGACUCUGCCAAGAUCACCUCUGAAACCCUGGAUAUUCCCUCGAAGUAUCACAAGUACAUUGUUGGACCCAAGGGUACUACUCUGAAUGCCAUUAUUGGAUCCUCUGAUGAAAAUGUAAUUGUCCAACUCGGUACUUCUUCCCAUCGCGAGAGCAGUACCGAAAAUGAUGUUUAUAUCCGCGGUUUCCAAAGCGACGUGGAGCGUAUUGCACGUGAAAUCAAGCAAAUUGUUCACGAAGCAAAGAAUACCGAAAUUCUCAACUCAUAUGUUGUUGAAUUUGAAAUUCCUCAAGAAUACUCUAAGAACAUCAUCGGCAAGAGUGGCUCUAAUGUUAUGAAGCUUCGCGAGAAGCUUGGAACUCAAAUUUCUAUUGAUGAUGGACACGUUAAGAUCCAAGGUAUCAAAAAGAACGUGGAAGAGGCUAAGGCUCAAAUUCUGAGCCAGGUUGAGGCUUUGAAGGACGACACCAUCCUUCGUUUGAAUAUUCCUCAUGAGUUUCACCGUGCCUUAAUUGGACCAAACGGUGUUUAUGUCCGUCGCUUAGAAGAAAAAUAUGAUGUUCGUGUCCGUUUUCCUCGUGAGAACGAAACAGAUGCUACGUCUUCUAGUGUUAUGCAACCCGCUUCAGCAGAUGAAGUUGUCAUUCGUGGUGGAAAGAAGAGCGCAAAUGCUGCAAAGGGGAGAGCUUAUGGAGUUGUUCAAUUACGAGAAAAAGAUGAAAUUGUCGGUCGUAACGGUAUGAACAUUGAGAACUUGCGAACCCAAUACGGUGUAAUGAUCGACAUCGAAGAUAGCGAAGAUUCUGAGACCUCGAACUUGAAGAUCAAGGGUGAGGAAGCCAGCGUCAAGGAUGCGGUGAAAACGAUCAACGAGGUUGUGACUGAAAUUGAGAACCAGGUGGAGAAAGUUAUCAUUAUUGAAAAUGAGCUGCAUCGCAGCUUGAUUGGACCGGGUGGUUCUACUUUGCAAAAAAUCAUCUUAAGCUGCGGCGGUCCUAGCGACCGUUCUAUUUCUGCUCGUCUUGUUAGCUUCCCUAAGGAAAGCAGAAAGGACAAGCCCAAUGAGGUCGUUCUGCGAGGCGAAAAACAAAUUGUUGAGGCACUUGCUGAGAAGUUGUUAGAAACGGCCGAGGAGUUGAAGAACAGAAGUGUACUGGAAAUGACAAUUCCUCAACGCACAGUUAGUGCCAUCAUUGGUCGUAUGGGCUCUACUCGUCGUGAUAUUGAGGAAAAGGCAUCUGUCAAAUUAAACAUUCCUAACCGUACAAAUGCUGAUACGGUCACCAUCAAGAUCGAAGGUAUUGCGGAAAACUGUGAACAAGCUAGAAAGCUUAUCGAAGAUAUUGUUGAGGCACAAUACCAAACGACUACUGAAGUUCCAAAAGCUUUGGCCCAACGUCUACUUCAAAGUAACAUUUUGCGUAAUGCAUACUCUCGGCAUCAUGUUUAUGUCGAUCGCCCCCAUAAAAUGGAGGCUGGAAAAACCACGAUUGCUGUCAUUGCAGAUGAAGAAGAGGCCGAGUAUCCUUGGAAACUUGUUCGUGAAGUAGUUGAUGAGGCUGAUACUCAAAGCUGGACUAUUCGCGGUCGCAAGGAAAACGUUGAGAAGGCCAUCAGCGCAAUCAACACUUUUGUUGAUCAACAAAAGAAUGGUAACUGCGUUGGUUACCUUAACAUUCCCUCAAAAUUCCAUCGUGUUAUCAUUGGUGCAGGUGGUUCUACUGUGAACAAGAUUCGUAAGGAAACAAAGACUCAAAUUGAUAUCCCACGUACUCCAGGAGACGAUAUUGUCACCAUUAAGGGUGAUGAGGCUAACGUGCAAAAGACACGUGAAUUAAUUAUUGAAGUCGUAUCUUCGAACUAA